This is a messenger RNA of Plasmodium gallinaceum, 5145 nucleotides long. RefSeq names its product conserved Plasmodium protein, unknown function. The record is from RefSeq and is a predicted model, not a curated record. Gene Ontology annotation, molecular function: GTP binding. Gene Ontology annotation, cellular component: mitochondrion. The transcript has a single exon. Bases 1 to 5145 code for a protein of 1714 amino acids. NCBI's taxonomy places the organism in Eukaryota, Apicomplexa, Aconoidasida, Haemosporida, Plasmodiidae.
AUGUUUUUGAAAAUUGUUAUUUUUCUUUUAAUAAACAUUUUUAUUUACACAAAAUGUAAUUCGUAUAUUUUAAAAAAUAAUUACUUUCAAAAUUUGUUUUUUAUAAAUAAUAUAAAUAGUUUAUAUAAUAGCAGAGAAUGCAAAACAUUUCGUAAUAAAAAGUUAGUUUUAAAAUCAAAUAAAAAAAGAAAGAAAGAAAAAAGUUUUAAUAAAUGCUUUCUUUUAAACAAAAAACAUUGUGGUAUUUAUUGGAAAUAUAAAACAAAAAAAUGGAAAAUUUUAAGUAAUUUUGAUAAAAUUUUUAAGGAAUCAUUUAAUGAAGAUGAUAGAUUAAAAAAAAGUGAGCUGAUUUCUAUUUUGGCUUGUAUUUGCACAAACAUAGUUAUUGAAUAUUUAAAAAUAAAAGAAGAAAAAAAAAAUGAAAAUUUUCAGUAUACUUUUGAUUACGAUGUUAUGAACAUAUUAAAAAUGGUUAACUUUGAAUAUGAUGUUAAUGAAGAAAUUAAAAAAAAGAAAAAAAAAAGUUACAAAAAGGAAAAAGCAAAAAAAAACAUUCCUAAUUGUAAAUUAAAUAAAGAAUACUUUAUAAAUAAUGAAGAAGAAGUAUAUAAAGAAUCAGAAGAAUUAAAUAUAAAUAUAGAUAAUAAAAAUUCAAAAGAAGAAAAUGAAGAAUUAGAUAAAUAUAUAAAAAAAAUAGAAAAUAAUACAAUGGAGAUAAGCGAAAUUAAUCAUUAUAUUGACUUAUUUUUUGGAAAAAAUACAUAUAAUAACAUAUUUGUGAAAUUUAAUAUAGAUAUAUAUAAAAUAUACAAUAUACUGAAUUCAGUUUUAUUUGAAAAAUCAAAGGAAAAAGAGAAUGUAAUGCAAUUACAAAAGUUCGUUGAACAAGAAGAAAAUAAACUAUAUAAAAAAAAAAUAAAUGUACGAAAUGUUAAUUCAUUUAACGACUAUUUAGAUAAAUUUAAUUCUUUAGAAGAACAAAAGAAUAUUAAUGAAAUUGAAAAUAUAUUAUAUGAUGAUGAUACUCCAAAGUGUUUUAAAACAUCCAAAAGAAAAAAAAAUUCAGGAUUUAAUAAAAAAUCAAAUUUAAAAAAAAAUAAAAACAAAAUGAAUGGAAGAAAUUUUCAGCAUAUUAUAGCUAAUGAAGAAGAAAAAAAUGAUGAAAAUAAUAGAGAUAAUCAAGAUGAUGAUCAGGAUAACAAUGAUGAAAAUAAUAGAGAUAAUCAAGAUGAUGAUCAGGAUAACAAUGAUGAAAAUAAUAGAGAUAAUCAAGAUAAUUAUCAAGAUUACAAUAAUGAAAAUAAUAGAGAUAAUCAAGAUGAUGAUCAGUAUAACAAUAAUGAAAAUAAUAGAGAUAAUCAAGACAUUAAUUACCAGAAUGGUGAUAAUAAUAGAGAUAAUCAAGAUAAUGAUAAGUAUAACAAUGAUGAAAAUAAUAGAGAUAAUCAAGAUUAUGAUCAGUAUAACAAUAAUGAAAAUAAUAGAGAUAAUCAAGAUUAUGAUCAGUAUAACAAUAAUGAAAAUAAUAGAGAUAAUCAAGACAAUAAUUGCCAAAAUGGUGAUAAUAUAAUUAAUGGAAAUAUCAAUGAAUAUAAAGUAAAUGAAGAAAAUAACAUGUAUGAAAAUUCAAAUCAUAAAAAUGAUAAAAAUAAAAAUUUUUCUAACGAAAAUGAUUAUGAAAAACAUAAAGAUAAUCAUGAAAAUAAAAGAGGAUUUUUAAAUAGCAUUUCAUAUGCUUUAAUCAAAAAAAAUAAUAUAGAAAAUGAUAAUGAUGAAGAAAAAAAGGAAGGAAAAAAUAAUAUAAUAUUAAUAAAAUUUUUUUAUGAAAAUAUAUAUAAAUGUGAAUUUCGUACAGAUAUAGGAGUAAUAGUGUAUGAUUCAGGAAUGCAUAAUUUUAUAGAUGAAAUAAAAAUAAAAGAUGUAAAUAUGGAUAAUAAAUAUUUAAAUAAAGAUAAAAUAAAUAUUGAAGAUUUUGUAAAUAAUAUGAAUUUUGAAAAAUUAUGCUCAUUACCUUAUAAAAAGAGAUUUUAUAAGAAACAAAGUAUAAUUAAAGAAAUAAAUAAUAAAAUUGAUUUCAAUAAUUUACAUGAUGAAUAUUUAAGUAGUUUAUUAUAUAUUUACUUAAAAAUAUGGGGGGAUGAUUUACAUUUUUAUGAAUUAAAAAAGGUAGAUAUAAAAUAUUUUAAUAAAGAAAAAGAUGAAUUAGAAUAUAACAAAAAGGACAAUUUUUUAAUUAAUUAUGAUGAAAAAAAAAAUAUGUUGAUUGACAGUGAUUUAUACAAUCAAAUUAUACAUAAAAAUACAGGAGAGAAGAAAAAAUACUUUUAUAACCUAUUUGAUGAUACAUUUUUAUCUAAUGAUUAUAUUUCCUUUAAUUUAAAAUUAUUUAUCAAUAAUAAAAAGGAAAUUAAUAACUAUGAUACUUUAAUGAAUACAUUGAAAUUGUAUAACUCAAGUUUAAGUAGAAGUAUACAAUAUUAUUUAAGUACAAUAAAUGAACAUAACUUUUCUUUUGUGUCUUCUGAAGAAUUUUUAAAAAAUUAUAUUUAUAAUGAAAAUGAUGAAUUUUUUAAUUUUAAAAAAAUUUUACAUAAAUGUAAAACAGAAAGUAAAUACAUUCAUUUGUUUUUAAACUCAAAAAAGAAAAAAAAAAACAACAAAAAUUUUAAAUUAUUUUGUUUUCAUGAAACCUCUUUUAUGAGCAGAAAUUUUUUUUUUCUGAAGAGAAAAUAUAAUAUAUUUGAAAAUAAAAUAUAUAAUAAAUUUCUUGGUGAUAUUAAAAAUUAUUCUAUAUCUGUAUAUUCAAAGAAAAAAAAAAGAAUUGAAAAUGGCUGUGAAAAUUUUAUAUUUGAUCCUGUUGAUGAGUUAGAAGAAGAAUUAAUAAACUUUGAAGAAAUAAAUAAUAUCUUAGAUUUAAAAGGGGAAAAAAAUGAAAUGAAUACUAAUGAAACAAAACUAAAUGAUAAUACAUUACCAUUAAAAAAUAUAAGUAAAAAAGAAGAGGAGGAAAAUAAUUUAAAUGUAAUUAAUUCAUCGAAAAAUAUUUAUAUAGAAAAAAUGAUAGAAAAACAAAAAAAAACAAAUGAUUUUUUAAAUUUGGUAAAAUUAAAUGAAGAUGUAAAAAAAAAUCUUAAUAUUGUAAAUUAUGAAGAAGCUUUAAAAUAUUUUAAAGAGGAAUUAAAAAAUAAACAAAAACAAAAAGGAAAAACUAGUGAAACUAAUAAUGUUAAUAAUGAAGAUGAAAGAGACAAUGAAAUUAAAGAUAAGGAAAUUGAUAGAUAUAUUAAUUUAAUUUUAGAGAAUAAAAAUAAUAAUAUAAUAAAUAAAGAAAAUGAUGAGAUAAAAGAUGAUAAAUUAAAUAAAGAAAAAGAAAAGGUUGAAGAUUUUUUUAAAAGUAUGGACGUAAAAGUUAAAUUAAGUAAAAAUACUUGUGUAGGUUGUGGUAUUAUGUUUCAGUCAACUUAUAAAGAUAAAUUUGGAUUUUUGAAAAAUCAUAUUUAUGAAAAAGUUGUAAAUAAAGAUGAAGAUUUGGAUAAAAAAAAGUUAUUACAUGAUAUUUAUGAUGAACAUAAAGAAAAUCAAGAUGAUCUAAUAAAUUACAAAAAUAAAUUAAAUGAAUUUUUCAGUUUUAGAGGAGAAAAUAUUAACAAUAUUUUUGAAAAUAAUAAAAAUAGUAAUAAUGACAAAACUAAUAUUAAUGAUAAUAGGGAAAAUGAGAAUAUCCAUUUUUAUGACUUGAAUAAAAAUUCCAUAUUAAAAGAAAGUUAUGAAGAAGAGGAUAAUAAUGAAAAUCCUUAUAUAUGUGAAAGAUGUUUUAAUUUAAAGUAUAAAAACAAAAUAUAUAAUAAUUUAAUAGUUAAUUACACUAAUAAUAAUGAAAUUAGUGCACAUGAUUUCGAAAAGUAUGUUAUAAAUAUUUUUAAAAAAAGAUGCUGUAUUAUAUAUAUUGUUGACAUAUUAGAUUUAUAUGUCUACUCCAAUUUAAAUAAAUUGUAUAAUAUUUAUAAGAAAAUCCACUACGAUAAAGGUAAGGUUGAAGGAUUUUAUUUUUGUGUAAAUAAAAUAGAUCUACUAAAGGACUACAAAGAAUUUACCAUUAAAAACUACAUUUAUAGUUUUCUAAAAAGUAAUAAAAUAAAUGUGUUAUUUAAAAAUAUAUUUUUAGUAAGUGCAAAAACAGGAUACAAUGUAAAAAAAUUAAUAUACACUGUAUACAUGAAUAGUAAGAAAGUUAUUAAAAAAAAAAAAAAGAAUAAUAACAAUGAAAAGCUUAUUAAAAGAAAUGAGACAAACGAAUAUAAUACUAAUGAUUUAAAAGAGGAAGAAAAUGAUUUUGAGAAUCCGAUAGGUUAUGAUGAAGAAAAAGAAAAUUCAAAAGACUUUAUGAAAAAAAACAACAAAAAAAAUUAUGGUGUAAAAAAUUUAAAUAUAUAUAUUGUUGGAAACGCUAAUAGUGGAAAAUCAUCAUUAAUAAAUUAUUUACUAAAAAAUAUUAAAAAAAAAGAAAAAAAUUUCUCAAUUAGCAAUAGUAUUAUACCGGGAACAACCCUAAAAAACAUUCAGAUUAAAUUAAACAAAAAUUUAACUAUUAAUGACACACCAGGAAUAAUUUCUAACAAUUCUAUUUUAUCGCACUUAAAUUUUGAAGAAUUGAAAUAUGUAGUUUGUACUAAACUAAAAAAAAAAAUACCUUCCAUGUAUAUAAAUGAAAAUGAUUACAUUUUUGUUGGUGGUAUUUUAUAUAUUCAUAUUUUAAAUAUUCAAAAAUAUUAUUCAAUUAUUUCUUUUUUUAUUUCUGACAAAAUUCCAGUAAUAAAACGAAAGAAAUUUUCGAAAGAUCCUAAUGUUUUUCUUCGAGAAAAAAUAAAAAGCGGAUUUCUUUAUCCUCCUUUUUCAGUUGAAAGAUUUGACGAAAUUAAUGACUUUAAAAAAUAUUAUUUUAACUUAAAUAAUACUAACAAUGAUAGUGAUAAUAGUAGUUAUGAUAUACAUAUACAGGGUAUGGGCUAUAUUACAUUUUAUUCAUUUCGUAGUAUUGAAUUUAAUUUAUACACAUUAAAAAACGUUGAAGUUGUUUCAAGAAGUUCUUUAUUGCCUUAUCAUAAAAAAUAUGGAAAUUUGGAUUUUUCCAAAAAAAUGUUAUGA